Molecule: messenger RNA, 1923 nt
Organism: Phodopus roborovskii (desert hamster)
Lineage: Eukaryota; Metazoa; Chordata; Mammalia; Rodentia; Cricetidae
Product: rho GTPase-activating protein 20
Exons: 13
Coding region: 1-1923 (640 amino acids)
Biological process (GO): regulation of Rho protein signal transduction; signal transduction
Molecular function (GO): GTPase activator activity
Source: RefSeq, a predicted model, not a curated record
AUGGAAACCCUCCAGGAGAAUGCCACGGGAGGGACACAUCAAACCUUGCUGUGUCAAGGCCCCGUGGAACUCAGAAGAGGCUGGAGAAGGAAGAAACAACAUCUCUCCUUGUUCAGUGAUGUUUUGAUUGUGUCUGAUAACCUGCGUAAGAGAAAGUUUACAACAAAAUAUGUCAUCCCACUGCGUUUCCUGUGGAUGGGUGACUAUGUGGACAUACUUGGGACAGACAGCAGCUCUGCUUGCAAGUCCAUCCUCCUGUUCUGGCCCGUGGGAAAUUUUGUGGCCACCUUUCGUUCCAUGGAACAGAAAGAUCGGUGGUACUCUUUUCUCCAAAGAUCCAUUAAUGAAGCCACAAAGGGCUACAGGAAGCAUUUUAAACUUCCAAUAUUCACUGAGGACAUCCCAAACUGUGCCAAUCCUUUAUAUGUGACAACAACAGACUUGGAGACAGUGAAUGAUGUUAUCCAGAAAUUACUACCCUUGACAGGAAUGCCUAGUGCUCAAGAUUACCAACUGUGGUUCUGUCGUGGCCAUGAAAAAGCCCCAGGCCUACUCCAAGAGCAUGAGCAUCUCUAUGACAUUAUAAUGAGGAACAUUCAAAGCCCCUUCAGUCAACGGGAAUCAAGAAAUUGCACAGCUUUUCCUGCCCUGCCUGGGCUGUAUGUGGAACAACCAGAUAUACAGGGGCGAUUCCUCCUGAAACCCAGAGACCCAACAAGAAACCAGAAGCAGAGCAGUAAGUCCUUGACCUUCCUUCAAGUGGCCUUGCUCAGUUCCAGUUGCACAAAUGAAACUACUCCAUGUAAUGCUCUCAUCUCCUCUUUAGAUACAGAGGAACCAGGAAUUAAGAAAAGACAGUCUUUCAUAUCUUGGUGGUUCCACAGGGGCUCUACGCCUCACCAGAACCAAAUGUGCACAGCCCCGCCAGUUGCCAAAGCAGGAAAACUCUUCGGACGUGAUCUGACUGACAUUUGUGAGGACGGCAAUCUGCCCACAGAAAUUCUGGACAUUCUAUCCUUUAUUAGUGAAAAGGGGCCAGUCACUGAAGGUAUCUUCAGAACAUCAGGCGAUAUAAGAGCAUUCCGAGCCCUAAAAGAAAGAUUGGAUUCUGGGACCAAAGUGAAUCUGAGCAAUGAAAGUGUCCCUGUUGUGGCAUCUAUCUUAAAGGAGUUUCUUCAAAACAUAAAAGGAAGUGUGCUGACAUCUACACUAUAUGAUAAAUGGCUUGGUGUCCUUGACCAAGCGUGUGAAGAGAAGAAAGCAGCUGCAGUGCAGAGUCUUUUAGAGCAACUACCCCAACCUAAUGUCAUUCUUUUGAAACAACUUUUUGGGAUAUUAUAUAAAAUUGAGAGAAACUCGGAAGUCAACCAUAUGACAUCAUCUAAUUUAGCUGUGUGCAUCGCCCUAAGUAUUCUAUGCCUGCCUAGUUCCUACAACUCAGGAUUGGCAGAUGUCUCCAAAAAGAUUUCACUUGUCAAUUUCCUUAUUGAGAAUUAUCCAAAAAUAUUUGAAGACAUUCCAUUUCAUUAUGAGAGCUCAUUUGCUUGCUCUGAUGAGGAGAAGGCUUACAAUUCCCUGAACACUCUUACUGACAAUGUUGAAAUGGAGGUAAAAGAACAUGAAGACAACCCCUGUCCCAGUGGGAGCACAUGCCCCACAGGCAAUGAUGCAGUGUGCAGAAGUCCAACUGUUCCUCUUAACAAUGAGGGAAUUAUAGAUCCUGAAAAAGAUGUCAAAAAAUCUUUUAUAAUUCCAGUGAUUACAAGGGACUCUGAGACCAGCCCAAACAACAUGUGCUUAAUCCCACCAGAACCAAAAGAGGAGCACCCCAUUGAAAAUAUCCACACCCCACCAGCACCAAAAGAGGAAAAUCUCAUUGGAAACUCUGACAACACACCAGCACCAAAUGAGGAACAUCUGUAA